Messenger RNA from Fusarium venenatum, 714 nucleotides. RefSeq lists its product as uncharacterized. NCBI's taxonomy places the organism in Eukaryota, Fungi, Ascomycota, Sordariomycetes, Hypocreales, Nectriaceae. Gene Ontology annotation, molecular function: acyltransferase activity, transferring groups other than amino-acyl groups. The record is from RefSeq and is a predicted model, not a curated record.
AUGGAGACUAGCAACCCGACUCUUAAGAUCGUUCGAAUUAGUUCCUUCGAUCAACUUGACGAACUCAUCGUCUUGGCCUGCGACACCUUCAUCAACGAUCCCCUGUUCUCACUCGUCGUUCCAGGCCGCCAUGAACACCCUGAGUCCUUUCGGGGCAUGUGGUCGAUGCAUCUUAGCAAAGCGUAUGGGGAAAAGGGUACCGUUAUUCUAGCCUCUUGUAGAGAGAAGGGCGGAGAGAGAAGUGAGUUUCUCGCUUUCGCAGUUUGGCGCCGACAUGGAACGAGUGAUGUUGCUCAAUGCUGGCAAGGAGAUACUUGGAAUAAGAAGCUCACAAGGCUUGGUGUGAUGUGGUCUAUGUUCUAUCAGUUGAUCCUCCGCAAACCAGCUCCCGGCAUCUCACUGGACGACGCCGUGGAAGUAGUGUCAGGGCUUCAGGAAGCCGAAAAGCUGUAUCCUCCUGAGCGCUGGCGCCUCUGCUGGUUGGCCGUUUCCCCAAAGUGCCAAAGGACUGGGAUUGGAAGAAGAUUGGUUCAAUGGGGUCUCGACCGUUGCGAAGAGGAAGGUGUCCCCGCGGUACUUGAGUCGAGUAUUCCAGGAAAACCGCUGUAUGAGAAUAUGGGCUUCCGAGAAAUCGGCCGGGCGAGAUAUGACAAGGGAAGGCGUGCGCAACCAGUGAUGCUUCGACCAGUGGAGGGAACUAAGAAGACGGCGUAA